CCCAUUUUCCAUCUCCCAUUUCCCGGGUUACGCAUUUUGUUUCUCGUGAGAGUUGAUUACAAGUUUGUUCAUCUGUUUUUUUUGAAACUUGGUGUCCCCCCUCGAUGCAUCUACUUCGAGGGAAGAUGCUGCCCUUCGUUUCGUUUAUUUCGUUCGCUUUUGACUUCUAAUUGGCUUUCCCCCCCCUUCAUUUAACUAAAACACCAGAAAUAAUCUGUUGAUGAUUUUAGUCAAUCUUCGAUUUACGCCUCUACUUAUUAUUCGCAUCUUCGCAUUUUUCGCCGCUUCCACCAAUCAUACCUACAAGUCAACCUAGGUUGGUUAAUGCUAACCGAAAGAUGGUAGACCGUAGCGAGGAUGCUCCCUCCGCACCUUCACCCGUCUAUCAGCUCCCAGACUGGGAGACGAUAACCCAUCCCCCGAAACCUCGCCAAUCUUUGUUAAGUCGGAUUCUUCCCUCUAAAGAUUCUGCCGAUGAACCUCCCUUAGAAAUGUCAGCUCAUCCUUCGACGACGGUUGGGCCAGUUGGGUCGGACCAAGCGAAAGAAUCAUCCGGUCAAGCCUCUACGCUCCCAUCACAGACUUCGCAAACUUUGCAGACUUAUCCUCCCGCAAUAGCAGAGAAUAGCUCAGCAAAGCCUACAUUCGCCACUCCGCUACGCGCACAUCUUGAUUCCGCCCUUCCUCCGCACAAGACGUACCUCGGACGCCCGCGACGCUUCCUAUUUCUAUAUAUUGUCCUACCUCUCGCAAUAUUCCUCUUCGUACUCGCCCCAUUAGCCAUUGGUCUCGGGGUAGGCCUCCCACGCCGCUCCCAAAGAAACAAGUAACACUCACGGCCGAGAUGGAGAAAAGGAAUAUGGCCGGAAGACGGACAGUGCAGAGACUAUGAAUCGCGCCUUUUUUUUUUUUUUGCCUUUAUACGGAGUUCGGAUUCUGAUAUGGCAUUAUACCCCUAUGCUAUGCUACAAGAAGCAAAUUUGGGUGUAUGAGAGCCAGGUAACGUCUGAAAUUGAGUCACGAAUGCCUUCUACUCUUAUGUGCCAAAUAUGUUCGAGAUAUCUGGGUGUAAAUGGUAUUGUAACUAAAUAUUUACUUUGCAUGGUAUUGUUGCGUUGAAGCGACUGACUCGAGUUGAACGCACGAGUCUAGGGAACUCCGGUGGUCCUCGCAAUGGCUUAGUCCAUCACCAUCAUUCGCCAGGUUCUAUACAUGCAGUCAAGUCUCUCCUUGUAGCCGAGACCUAGUUGGGGAUCCAUUGGCGAUUCUAGAGAUGCUAACCCUCGGCGACUACCGAGCCUGUGUAAAAUCUCCACAUUUCUCGACGGGAGAGGUGGUAGAGGGUGAAUAAAUGUGCGGUAACUAUGUCGUUUUUAGAUACGAGGCGAUGCGAACGAAACUGCUGAUGCCCAGGAACAGGCUUACCUCUUCCGAGAUCUAUCAUUAGGGUAACACAUUCAGGUGGUAUUCUCCGGUUCCACAACACUGUCGUACGGAUCUAGAUACUCUUAUGUGA
Annulohypoxylon maeteangense is the source of this 1516-nucleotide messenger RNA. RefSeq lists its product as uncharacterized. The transcript has a single exon. The record is from RefSeq and is a predicted model, not a curated record. NCBI's taxonomy places the organism in Eukaryota, Fungi, Ascomycota, Sordariomycetes, Xylariales, Hypoxylaceae. Bases 339 to 830 code for a protein of 163 amino acids.